Messenger RNA from Triplophysa rosa, 1294 nucleotides. RefSeq names its product nipsnap homolog 3A (C. elegans) (gene nipsnap3a). Gene Ontology annotation, cellular component: mitochondrion. NCBI's taxonomy places the organism in Eukaryota, Metazoa, Chordata, Actinopteri, Cypriniformes, Nemacheilidae. The transcript is spliced from 6 exons. The record is from RefSeq and is a predicted model, not a curated record. The coding region runs from base 60 to 842 and encodes 260 amino acids.
UUCGUUCCGAGUUGCACGUUUGACUUGUAUUUUUGUCUCUCUACAGUUGUAGAUACAUCAUGACGCUCGUUAUGAGCAAAAUGAUACAGUGGCGUACCGCGUUGCAGAAUGCGUCAGUUUACGCAAAACACUGCCUCUUGAAAAGCCGGCCUGAGCAGCUCAGGGCAUCAAUCUCCACUGGGCCGAGGCAGCAGAAUGGAACCUUCUAUGAGUUCCGCACCUAUUUCAUCCAACCCCAUCUCAAUUCUGCUUUUCUCAAAUUGACCAAUGAGAAGAUCACCCUUCGGACCUCCCAUUCAGAACUCCUUGGCUACUGGACUGUGGAAUAUGGGGGUCUCAAUCAGGUUUUCCACAUCUGGAAGUAUGACAGCUAUGCCCAGCGGGCAUCUGUGCGGGCAGCCCUGGCUCAGGACUCCAGCUGGAUAGAUCAGUACAUAUCUAAAGCCAUGCCCAUGUUGACCUCUCAGGAUAAUGAAGUGACAUACCUCGUACCUUGGAGUCAAAUUCAGAAGCCACCCAAAGAGGGAGGUGUUUAUGAGCUGGCUACUUUCCAGUUGAAGCCGGGGGGCCCGGCGGUGUGGGGUCAGGUGUUUCAGAAAGCAGUAGGUACCCGCACAGGAUCAGGGUACGCCCACUCAGUGGGUGUUUUUCACUCUGAAUUUGGGCAACUUAAUCGAGUGCAAGUUUUAUGGUGGUAUGAGAGCGCUGACCAGCGAGCAGCGCUACGACGGCACUCUCAUGAAGAUGCCAGAGUGGUGGCAGCAGUAAGGGAGAGUUCUGCAUAUCUGGUGUCACAGAAGAACAAACUCAUGUUCCCCUGUGCAUUCUCACCACUGAAAUAGCCUGGACUCGGUUUGAUGGGACUUUGAGACUCCAAAUGAAAGACAAAUAAAUGAACUGAUUCAGAUGAUGCAGUAAAGACGAGCUGGUCUCUUGACAUUUCGUUUUCAAAAGUCCCUGUUGUGUCCAUCAUUGAACAAAACUAUUUCCUCCCUGAAAGCCUCAAACUUUUCCAGAAACUGUUCAGUGAGUGGUAUGUGCAUGUCAUCUCAUCCCUCUACAAUAAAUGAUUCCAUGUCUGUUAGAUUUGAUAGAUAUUCAUGCCUUUAUCAAUCGUUAACUUACAUUUAGCAUAAAUUGGAUUUCUGCAUGGAUUUAAUUUAUUGAUAAUGUGCGAAACACUGGAAAAGAGAAAGAAUUCUUCAUGUGUGAACUCUGGAGGGAAUAGCGCACGUGUGUGUCAUAACCUAAUAUGUGAAUAGAGCAAUAAAAAAAAACAUUUAUUUUCUCUUUA